AUGAAUGGAACGAAGCAAAGAUCGUCUAUAUGGGUGGGCGGAAUACGAAAAGUUGACGACAUCCCAUGGGUUAUGGAAACUUACAAAAACGAAGAAGUUGGUCAUCAUAAUUCUGCCGUAUUUGUGGGACCUGCCAUAUCGUUUGAAGAAUGCACUAAAUUGGAAAAAAUCUUUGACUUUGUCGUUACGAUGGCAGAGAAUGAAGACCCGGAAGCUUGCAGUUUCCGCCUGUGGGAUCACGUCACCUUUAGAUUUCCUCCGAUUGGUGAGAACUCGAAAACGAUACCAGUAUCGGAUGCGAAGCUUGCAAACAACAACUCCAACAACGAGCCUAUCGCAAUCAUUGGAAUGGCCUGUCGACUCCCGGGAUCAAACGAUUACAAUACUUUUUGGAACAAUCUUGUCAAAGGGGCUGAUUGUAUUGGAAAAGCACCAAAGGACCGGUUUCAACCUGAACGUGAUAACCCAGAGUUAAUUCCGGAACAUGGUUUGACCGAAGCUGGGUAUUUAUCCUGCCCGGUGGACACGUUUGACGCUAAAUUUUGGGGAAUAUCGCCCAUGGAACUGGACUACACGGAUCCUCAAGCACGAAUGGUGCUGCAGUUAGGUUGGGAAGCGCUAGAGGACGCUGGAAUCCCACCAUCUACUAUACAUGGGACGGAUGCAGGGAUUUUCCUCGGUUUCUGGCGCGAAGAUUACAACGACCUACUUUUACAAUCUGGAAGCAGUGCUGGCAAUGAACUACGACGAUAUUUAGGUUGCUCUAUGGGGAAUGCUGCAGCUCGUAUUGCGCAUGUGUUUGGAACAACUGGACCAGCUAUAGCAACCGAGACUGGAUGCUCCUCAACAAUAUGCUCCAUUGGAGCGGCUAUGACAGCCUUAAGAAACAACAGCACCGGGCUUGCAGUUGCAGGUGGGGCUAACUUAAUCUUGAAGCCCUUCCUUUACAAGGAGUUCCAGGGUGUGCUUUCACCAUCCGGCCGCUGUAAAGUGUUCCAAUCGGAUGCGGAUGGCUUUGCACGAGCAGAAGGAGUAAUCAUGUACAUCUUGAAACGAGAAACUGAUGCAAGACGGGAUGGAAAUCAUAUAUACGCCAUCCUUUCUGGUUAUGGGACCUCGCAAGACGGUCUGUCCAGAUCUGCCGGUACGCCAACGAUUGAUGGAGAAGCACGUGCAAUGACGCUAGCACUAAAGGAUGCCGAUAUUUCGCCAGCUGACGUUGACUGGUUGGAAAUGCAUGGCACUGGUACCAAAGUUGGUGACCCAAUUGAAGUCGCAGCAACUAGAAUUGCAUACGGAUUGGACGCUGGCAGACAAGUGCGAAAGAAACCAUUGAUAAUUACAUCGGUGAAGGCAAACAUAGGUCAUACAGAGAGUGUAUCUGGAGCGGCAGGAUUGCUUAAAGUAGUGAUGGCGAUGCAACAUGAAGAAAUUCCAUUGCAGAGAAUAACUUCUGCACUCAACCCUAAGCUAAUUUUGGACGGCUUGCAUAUACCGUUGGAAUUGCUACCCUGGAAAGGAAAAUACGCAGGUGUCUCUUCAUUUGGUAUUACGGGAACAAAUUCGCAUCUCAUAGUUGAGCGUGCUUCGGUGACGCAGGACAGCAGAUCACAAUCUGAUAGGAUUUCCGCCUAUAUCCUCCCGCUUUCAGCGAAAUGUUCAGACGCAAUGGCUGCUUUAAAGAAGAGACACGUUCUUGCUCUGCAGAAUUUGAAUGAAAGUCAGCUAGCAGAUUAUUGCUACACAGCCGCAGUUUGUCGAGACCACUUCAAUGAAUACCGGGAUGCUGUUGUUGGGUUUACCACGAAGGACCUCAUUCAAGCAAUUGUAUCAGGCAAUAACCUAGAGCCGCCCAUGCCUCACAAAUCAAAUGUGAAAUCAAAAGUCUGCUUUCUAUUUCCCGGGCAAGGUUGUCAGUAUCCAGGAAUGGGGCGAGGUUUGUAUGAAAGGUGUUCUAUUUUUCGACAUCAUCUGGAUAUUAUGGAUGACAUCGCAGCAAAGAAUUAUGGACUGAAUUUAAAGGCCCUAGUCUUUGACGGCACUGGCACAACAAUUUAUUCACAACUUUGCAUAUUUGCUGUCGAAUAUUGUCUUCUGAAAGUUUGGUGUGCAUGGGGAAUUGUUCCCUCAAUUGUUCUUGGACACUCGUUCGGAGAAUUUGCGGCGUCAGUAGCUGCCGGGGCUUUGUCACUCCCAACUGCUCUUGAAUUGCUUGUGACAUCCAGAACUAAAGUUUUUCAAAAUCUAGAAGAAGGAGGAAUGCUCGUGCUUAAAGCUGAUGAAAAUGUAACUACAAAUUUGAUAAACAAUUUUAUGAAGGACGUGGCAGAACCAGACAGCUGGAUAGAUAUUGCAGCCGUAAAUUCAUUCGAGCAAACAGUAAUCUCAUCUACAAAGGAGAUUAUUGCGAGAUUUUCUAUCUUCAGCAACAAACAUGGAUAUAAAAAUACUGUUCUAAAUGUAUCUCAUGCCUUUCAUUCACGAUCAUUAGAACCAAUACUUAACCAAUUUGAAUCCGAAGCAGCUCAAUUAAAUUAUCCACCUAGAUUUAGAACCGUCGAUUAUAUAUCCUCAGUUUACGGAAGACUAAUUAAUGAGUAUGAAACGAUAGAAUCCAAUUACUGGAGAAAGCACAUGCGGCAAAGAGUUGAAUUUAUUGGAGGGGCUAAAUCAGCCCUUCAAAUUGGAAGGGAAUUAAUAUUUUUGGAAGUUGGCCCGCAUCCAGUACUAUGCCCAUUAGUUAGCAGUAUUGCUGAAGCAAAUACAGAGAUAUCAAAUAGAAAAGUUCUACUCUUGCCGUCCAUGAGGAAAGGAGCAGACGAUAUUAUAACCAUGUUGGACACUGCUGCCUCAUUGUAUAGCAAUGGGGUUAACUUGGAUUGGUCCGAAAUCUGGGCAAGUUUGACAUUGGCUCCUCCUUACAAAAUCCCAAGCUUUGUGCCACUAUAUCCUUUUACGACAAUGGAAGCAUUUUGGUUCACCUCAGUCCCUUCCGUAAAGUCAUCACACUUUCUUAAUAGUAGAGAGAUUCACCCGCUAUUGGGAUCAUGUUUACCAACCCUGGUGGAAAAUAACUACGCGUUCAUUAAUUCCACGUCACGGUUGCUGUCGAAACCGAUAACUAGUGACUGGCUUCGCGAUCAUAAAUUGGGUUCACACAUUAUUUUCCCAGCGGCUGGCUAUGCAGAAAUGGCUUUCGCUGCGGUUGACACAAUUAAACGCAUAAACAAUAAAAACACUGGAAUGUCAAAAUUUGGAAUUGAACUGAGUGACUUUCAAAUUCAAGCGGCUUUAUCAUUGGAGACAAAUGCUGAGUUUUACACACGUGUACAAGUAAGCGAGGAGGCUGAAAUCUACACGAUAUCCUUUCUCAGCAGGGAUCCUUCCUCUGACGUAUACGAUUCUCAAAAGCUCCACGCUACCACCAUUGCACGGGUAAUAUCGCCUAGUGUGGACGAAUCAGAAGCGGUGGAUAAAAACCCGAUUAUCUCCACCUUCGAUAUGGCAACUACGAGGGAAUUUGAAAACCUUUAUGAAGAAAUGAAAAUUGUUGGCUAUAAUUUUGGGAGAGCAUUUAGGACGCUGAACAAUAUAGUUUACGAUAAGGAAGCAACAAGUUUCAACAGUGAUGUAAAAAUAGCUGAUAAUCUUCUUGAAGCAGGAUACCUCAUGCAUCCAACCAUAAUCGAUACCUUAAUUCAAAGUAGCCUUUUGAUGAUGGGAAAUAAAAUAACCGGAUUUAAAUUACCCGUUUCAAUAAAAUCACUAAGGUUAUAUAGGCCUCCACGCACUAUGGAUAAGGCAUUACUGAAAAUUGUUGGAUCCGGAUACUCAAUGAGACUUGUUGUGGCAACUACACAUCCGGAUAUACACUCCAAUGAAUCCACUUGGACUGUGGUGGCUAGUAUAACUGGACUUUUAACAGUGUCGACAACUAUCAAACAACUUGAAAAAUCUUUAACAAAACAUAUCAGAAAUUCUCUUCCUAUCUACAUCGAAGAGUGGCGUACAUCGAAUGAAUUGAUGGAUACUCAAAUAGAUGACUUACACAAUAGUUCUGUUCGCAUUCCGGAGCCCUUUAAACUUUCUGAUGACGCACUUGUUGAACUACAACCUCUGCAAGACUUCAUUUUGAGUCGAAUCGUAUCAACAUUUAGCAAACUUGGUUGGAAAUGGUGUAUAGGAAGCAAAGUAAAAGCUACUGAAGUAAUUAAUGAACUUAAUCUUCACGAAGUCAAUCCAAGAUUUUUUGUUAGAUUGAUGCAUUACAUUGAGGAAGCGGGGUAUUUAAAGAAACUCGAGCGUUUUUCAGAAUGGGAAGUUAUACAAGAUUUCAAAAAUGCAAUGGAAUGUGACGAAACAGUCCUUCACUCUGUACUUGAGGAGUGGAAGUUUGCCAAUUUCUAUUGUGCCAAACUUGGAUCAUUUCUUCUCGGGACGGAAUCGGUCCUUCCAUAUCUCUUCCCUGCGGCAUCGUCAACAGAAGCAGAAUUUUCUGCUGACAAAUUGUACACAAAUUUCACCACAAAUGUUGGAUUGCUCAAAAACUUAACAUCAAUGGUAUCGUUUUUACUUGAAAAGAGUUUCAAGAAAGGAAGCAGUUUGAAAAUUUUGGAAGUUGGAGCAGGAACAGGGAGUGCGACGAAGAACUUAAUUCCGCUUCUAGAGUAUUACCAUACAUCUUACACUUUCACAGAUAUUUCACCAUCCUUCCUAUCCGCUGCGGAGCGUAUUUUAUCCAAGACUAAGUGCAUCACGUUCGAGUUUUGCACCUUCGAUGUUCAAAAUGAUGCGCGAAGCCAAGGACUUGAUAACCAUGAUUACGAUAUAAUAAUUGCAUUUAACGUACUUCAUGCCACCCAAGACGUUCAAAAAGUGUGUACCAAUCUUAGGAAGCUACUUACUGCCGGUGGACAUUUAGUAAUUGGAGAACAAUUCAGACCAUCAGCAGUCGUAGACAUUGUUUUCGGUCAUUGUGAAGGUUACUGGAAAUUUGAAGAUACGCACCGAGUAACUCAUUGCAUUAUUGGACUAGAAGGUUGGGAAAAUGUUUUAGCUUGUGCAGGAUUCCAGUCUACCAAAUCACUAGAAAGUAAAGACGUUGGGAUGGGAGUGAUUGUUGCCACAAAUUCCGUCAACCAACAUUCAACAAUUCCCACAUAUAACUGGCUACUAGUUUCCAGCGAGGAAUGUUUAAUCGCCAAUGCUUUAGAAAAUGUUCUUCCAAAACACAUGGGAACACAUAUAGAUUUAAAUGUUACCCACACAUCUAAUGUUGUUGCGAGUACAGAUUUGCUUAUAUUUUGUGUACCAACCGAAAAUGAAAAUUUAAAUGAAGAUCACACACGAAAGCAUUUUCCAGUGCUGGAUUCAUUUCUCAGGCUAGCUCAGGAACUCAUUAUGAGGAAAAAGAGUUGUAAGGUACUUGUUAUCACCCACAACGAAGUAAAUAUUGCUGAUGAAGAAGCGAUAAUUUCAGCUGGUUCUCCAGUCGUAGCCCUUUCCCGUAAUCUAGCCACUGAAGCCAUAAAUAUUCAUGUGACUUGUUUGGAUUUACAUGAUUCUGAAAAUUUGGAUGCUAGAAUAACACAAAUUCUGUCAGAAUUGGAAAAGCCAACUACCAAAUGGAAUGAAGAACCCAUAAUAUGCUACAGAGAUGGGCAAAAGUAUCUGGCCACAUUAGUACGCCUGCAAAUGUGUAAGAUGUCGUCCAUAUCUAGAAAGAUCAACUUGAAACAGCAACUUAAACUUCCUAGUUCACGUUCAAUUCAAGAUAUGGUUUGGGAAGAAGCACCACUAUCCGUUUCGGAAUUGGGUCGCAAUCAGGUUGAAGUACGUGUUCAUUCAUCUGGGUUAAAUUUCAAAGACAUUUUAAACAUAAUGAAGCCUACUGCGGAGUUUCGCGAUUCUCACGGAGUUGGAGCUGACUUCUCGGGAACGAUUGUCGCCAUUGGGAGUUCUGUAUCAAGGUGGGCAGUUGGUGAUGGUGUAAUAGGAAUGAAUCCCCUACCGCAACCGCUUCCAAAUUAUGUGACCUUAAAUGCGGACUUUGUAGCCAGACUUCCACUAAAUUUUAGUCAUUCAGAAGGCGCGUCUCUGCCUACCGCAUUUAUUACGGCGUAUCAUUGUCUCGUUUCGGUUGGAAGAUUGGAGGAAGGAGAGACUGCAUUAAUACACACAGCAUCGGGGGGCGUGGGAUUGGCUGCGAUUCAAAUUGCGAAAUCCCUAGGGGCAAAUAUAAUCGUUACGGCUGGUAGCAAAAGAAAGCGAGCUUAUUUACGAUCACUAGGGUUAACUCAUAUUUACAACAGCAGAGAUACUUCGUUUGCUAAGGGAAUUCUGGAAUUAACCGCAGGGAAGGGAGUAGACCUUGUUCUAAACUCAUUGACCUCGAAAGGCUGGAAGGAAGCUUCACUCUCGGUUACCAAAAAUGGUGGAAAAUUUAUUGAAAUGAGCAAACUAAAUAUUUGGCGUGUAGAGGAAGUUUACGAACAGAGGCCUGACGUAAAAUAUUCAAUAGAAGAUCUAAGUAUUAUAGACGCUCCGCGUGCAAUUUAUUUAAUGGAGCGUCUAAACGAUUGGGUUGAAAAUAAAAAGUUGAAGCCCCUAAGAGUAAAUAUUUUUAGCCAGGAAUAUAUCACAUCUGCAUUAAUAGAACUUCAGACGGCAAGACAUAUUGGGAAGGUGGUUGUAAAUCUUACCGGGCAAAUCUUUAAUACCCGAUCAACCUACCUCAUAACGGGAGGAUUGGGAGGCGUUGGUUUUGAAGUCGCAAAAUGGAUGCUAUCAUCGGGCGCUAAGAAUUUAUUUCUUGUUAGCCGCAGAGGAGAAGGGUUAGCAGAGGCGACAAUUGAAAAACUACGGGACCACAAUUUGGAUGUAUCCUGUGUAAUAAUUAAGUCUGUUGACGUGGGGGAUAAAAACCAGGUCACGCAACUUGUGACAGAAAUUUCAAGAUCAAUGUCACCACUCCGUGGGAUCAUUCAUGCAUCUGGUGUUAUAUCUGAUGGAACCUUACUACAACAAAACAUGUCCAAAAUGGAGACAGUGUACAGUGGUAAGGUUAAUGGUGCCUGGGCCUUACACUACGCAACGCGACAUAUCAAUUUGGAGCACUUUGUCUUAUUUUCAUCAGCGGUGAGCUUACUAGGUGGCAUUGGUCAAGGAAAUUAUGCAGCAGCAAACGCAGCCGUGGCGAGUCUUGUAACUUAUCGACAUCGUCUUGGCUUACCGGCAACAUGCAUUGCAUGGGGACAGUGGGAAGAAUUGGGGAUGACAGCUAACAUUAAUCGAGAUAUAUUUGGCGUCCAGCCGUUUUCUAUCGCCGCUGGCCUUGAGGCACUCGAGACAAUCAUGAAAUCCAACCUUGGCGGAACAGUUGCCCCAACUCUGUGGAGUGAUGACGCGCGGACUGGUUGGUUCCCAAAUUACUUAGACUUGGACCAGAUCGAAGAAAUUAUAAACCACAAAACAGCAGUUGGACAAGAUGAUAUGAAUUUGACCGUCAUGAGUUUGGAAGACCAAAUUGCUGCAGUUGUAUCUAAAAUUUUGCGAGCUCGAGGGUCACUUCUAAAAGAUGUUCAACUCAGGGAUAUGGGAAUGGAUUCGUUAAUGUUUAUCGAGCUUAAAAAUCAACUUAGUUCUAGAUUUGGAUUUCAAGAUGAAAUUCCUGAAGAUAGUACCACUGAGGAUAUAAUUGCGCUUGUUAAAACAGCUCAAGCGUAAUCUUCCUUCAGACAGAUGAACCUACUUAACAAUCCAGAUUAUAUUCCAGACUGAUCUAAGAAAUUUCUAAAUACAUAUUUCGCUCGAAAUAAAAAAAAUCAAACCAUAAAAAUGUUCAAAUAAAUCAAAAAUUCAUAAACUUUGUCGAGGUUCUGAAAAGAACAACAAAUGAUUUGUCUUUUAACAUUGCAACAAACUACUAGGUAUGCAUACUAAAAUAUGUUGAUUAACGUACUGAGAAAUGUUUUCUGGCGUUUUCUUUCAUGCAAUCUGAAUUUACAGCAAAUUAUGCAUAAAUAUACAAGUACCUAGUACAUAGGCAAGUGUAACACUAAAAGUAUAGUGCAGUAAUGUUUAUCUACCUAGGUGCUUAUGAAUAUGUACAUGCUGGAAUAUUUCACUGCAACCUAAUAAAUCCUUA
Messenger RNA from Folsomia candida, 8146 nucleotides. RefSeq names its product phthiocerol synthesis polyketide synthase type I PpsC. The coding region runs from base 1 to 7725 and encodes 2574 amino acids. NCBI's taxonomy places the organism in Eukaryota, Metazoa, Arthropoda, Collembola, Entomobryomorpha, Isotomidae. The record is from RefSeq and is a predicted model, not a curated record. Gene Ontology annotation, biological process: fatty acid biosynthetic process. The transcript is spliced from 8 exons. Gene Ontology annotation, molecular function: fatty acid synthase activity; zinc ion binding; oxidoreductase activity.